This is a messenger RNA of Polychytrium aggregatum, 1047 nucleotides long. RefSeq names its product magnesium transporter. NCBI's taxonomy places the organism in Eukaryota, Fungi, Chytridiomycota, Chytridiomycetes, Polychytriales. The coding region runs from base 1 to 1047 and encodes 348 amino acids. The transcript is spliced from 9 exons. Gene Ontology annotation, molecular function: magnesium ion transmembrane transporter activity. Gene Ontology annotation, cellular component: membrane. The record is from RefSeq and is a predicted model, not a curated record. Gene Ontology annotation, biological process: magnesium ion transport.
AUGGCCGAUCCAAAGUAUGUGGGACUCGCGUUGGCUCUCUCGUCCGGCCUUCUUAUCGGCUCCUCAUUCAUCAUCACCAAGAAAGGGCUGAUCCAAAGUGCUCAGCAGUCAGGCGGCGCAACUCACCUGGAAUCGCACAGCUACCUCAAGAACGGGCUGUGGUGGGCCGGCUUGAUGACAAUGAUCCUCGGCGAGAUUGCCAACUUCACCGCAUAUACAUUUGCUCCAGCCAUCCUGGUCACCCCGCUAGGCGCAUUCAGCGUUGUCAUUGGAUCCGUAGGCGCCUCGGUGUUUCUGCACGAAACCAUGUCCUUCCAGGGCCAGCUCGGAUGCGCCCUGUCGAUCAUUGGCUCCGUCAUCGUCAUUUUGCACUCGCCAGAGGAAAAAUCCAUCGACUCGGUUGACGAGAUUCUGACGUACUUCCUGCAGCCAGGCAAGCGCUUCAUGGUCUACAUGUUCCUGGUCUCGGCUGUAUCGCUCUUCCUGAUCUACCGCAUCGGACCCGUCUACGGCUCCAAGAACAUCCUGGUCUACAUCACGAUCUGCUCGCUCGUGGGCUCGGUUUCGGUGAUGGCCGUCAAGGCUUUCGGCGUUGCCAUCCGCCUCACCAUCGAAGGCAACAACCAGCUCAUAUACCCUUCGACCUGGCUCUUUGGCUUCAUUGUCAUUGGCUGUGCCCUCACCCAGAUCAACUACUUCAACAAGUCGCUCGACCUCUUCUCUACCAACCAGGUUACCCCGAUCUACUAUGUGUUUUUCACCUCCGCCACGAUUGUAGCGUCGGUGAUUCUCUUCCAGGGAUUCAACGAUAGCGACCCCAAGGACAUCGUCUCGAUAUUUGGCGGGUUCAUCACGAUCUUCAUCGGCGUCUUCAUGAUCAAUGCGGCUAAAGAUGAGCAGCAUCCGAUUGCAGCCGAUUCCACAAAGAGCCUCGACAAGAUCCCCCUCCGAGACAGAGAUCGCUACAAGAAGCGGUCGAGCGUCUCGGCUGGAGAGUCGAGCCUGCUGCGUGAUGCUUUUGAUGAGAACUCUCCCGAUGAGGCUUGA